This is a messenger RNA of Trichomonas vaginalis G3, 1185 nucleotides long. RefSeq lists its product as uncharacterized. The coding region runs from base 1 to 1185 and encodes 394 amino acids. The transcript has a single exon. NCBI's taxonomy places the organism in Eukaryota, Parabasalia, Trichomonadida, Trichomonadidae. The record is from RefSeq and is a predicted model, not a curated record.
AUGGAUUUCCUCCCUUCUUUUCCAAUGACAGUCAACCCUUUAAACCUUCCUUCAAUACCUCAUACAAGUCCUAAAACAAGUACUUCUGCACCAGUUACUAUUCAAAAAUCUCCAAUUUAUACUCUAAAUCAAUGCAAAUUAUAUUUUGAAAAAAAUAAAGAAGAAAACUCAGGAAUAAAUGACGACAGUGGAUCUGUUGCAUUUCUUGAAGAGGGACCCUCAGUUGAAAUUACGUUAGAAAAUCAAAAAAAGAAUUAUGCUAUCAAAAAAUCAAAAAUUUCUACAGAAUCUGGCUGUGUAAAACUCACCAUUCCAAAGUGGACACUUCAUAUUUACCAAUCAGAUGAAAAAAUCUUGAACACAGUUCUCGCAGCGUAUCAUAUUGUGAAACACUCUCAAAAAACAAAGUAUCCAAGAUCAGUUUCCGAAAUUACUCAAGACAAAAUUAAUGCUAAAGACAAAUUCGAAAUCAAAGUUUUCAAAUGGAAAUUUGAUAAAUCACCAAAAAUGACCGAAAUCGAAGCCGAUACAGCUUACAAUCAAGAAAACAUACCAGAAGUAUACAAACCACUUGUCUACGGAUUUUCUUACCCCAACAAAGUUGUCAAAAUCGAAAAUGAUGAAAUAACUUUAGUUGACAUUAUUUCAUACGAAAAAUUUGUAAGGCGCAUUAGUGUUGUUAACGUCGCUGAUCGUCUGGCACAAUUAGAAGAUAAUGCCGACAUUUUGAUAGCGAGAGCCGAGAAUUAUGUUAAAUACAAACAAAUGCAGAGAGCAUUGAACAAACUAAAGGAGAAAUCAUACAGUUUAGAUAAGAGAAUUAAUGCAAAUGCCAUUGAGCUGCUCAAUCUUCAAAAUGCUGCAGCAGAAGGACAAGAAAAUAUUUCUGACAUCAAAAUGAAAAUUUUGAGAGCCCCGACAGACCAAAAGGAGGAAGAAGCAUUGAUCUGCAAGGAACGUGCUUCAAUGAUAUCCACUAUAAAUGGAAUAAAUACCCACGGAGACGAUCUUGAAUUAGAAAUGUUGUCUCAAGACGGUUCUCGAAUGAAAUUCGCUGAUUACGUGUUAUCAGCUUUCAAAGUCCUUUGCGCUGACCUUGGAAGUGGAAAUGAUUUUUCUGCAGACGCGUUGAAGCAGAAAUUGUCUGCUGCUACAGCUCUUAUUAUGGAAUCAUCACUUAUAUAA